Molecule: messenger RNA, 159 nt
Organism: Ambispora gerdemannii
Lineage: Eukaryota; Fungi; Glomeromycota; Glomeromycetes; Archaeosporales; Ambisporaceae
Source: the annotation of a GenBank genome assembly
ACAUUUUUGGCUAUAAUGCAAGAGAAUGAUGUAAACUUUAGCGCGAUACAGACAAUACCCAGCGUUGCUGUCGAUGGUGCAAUAGCAGGAGGCAGUGCUUCAUCGGAUGCGAGAGGAGGAUGGAGUUGCAGGCAUUACACAUAUUCGAAUCCACGUACU